Neltuma alba is the source of this 1983-nucleotide messenger RNA. Its product is annotated as trifunctional UDP-glucose 4,6-dehydratase/UDP-4-keto-6-deoxy-D-glucose 3,5-epimerase/UDP-4-keto-L-rhamnose-reductase RHM1-like. NCBI's taxonomy places the organism in Eukaryota, Viridiplantae, Streptophyta, Magnoliopsida, Fabales, Fabaceae. Gene Ontology annotation, biological process: nucleotide-sugar metabolic process. Gene Ontology annotation, molecular function: dTDP-glucose 4,6-dehydratase activity. The transcript has 2 exons. The record is from RefSeq and is a predicted model, not a curated record. Bases 1 to 1983 code for a protein of 660 amino acids.
AUGUCUGCCGAACCAGGACCAUAUGAACCAAAGAAUAUCCUCAUAACUGGAGCGGCUGGUUUCAUAGCCUGUCAUGUCACGGCCAGGCUAAUCCAAAAGUACCCCUCGUACAACAUCAUAGCUCUUGAUAAGUUAGAUUAUUGCUCUACUUUCAAGAAUCUCAGGUCAUGUUCUACAUCACCAAACUUCAAAUUCAUCAAGGCUGACAUAGCCAGUGUUGAUAUUGUGAAUUACCUAAUUAUCAAAGAGAAAAUAGACACUGUCAUGCACUUUGCUGCUCAAACCCAUGUGGAUAAUUCGUUUGGGAACUCCAUGGAUUUCACUUACAAUAACAUAUACGGCACCCAUGUGCUUCUUGAGGCCUGCAGGGUUACCAACUGCAUAAGAAGGUUCAUCCAUGUCAGUACUGAUGAAGUUUAUGGUGAGACUGGCUUGGACACCGACAUUGGCAAUCACGAGGCGUCCAGGCUUCUUCCCACCAAUCCAUACUCAGCAACAAAAGCAGGAGCAGAAAUGCUGCUAAAAGCUUAUCAUAGGUCUUAUGGUCUUCCUGUUAUAACAACUAGGGGCAAUAAUGUGUAUGGUCCCAAACAGUACCCUGAAAAGCUUAUCCCAAAAUUCAUUCUUUUGGCCAUGAAAGGUGAGAAAUUGCCAAUCCAUGGGAAUGGAUCAAAUGUGAGGAGCUAUCUCUAUUGUGAGGAUGUUGCAGAAGCAUUUGAUGUCAUACUUCACAAAGGAGUGAUUGGACAUGUUUAUAAUAUAGGUACUAAAAAGGAAAGGAGUGUGCUAGAUAUUGCAGAGGAGAUAUGCAAGUUCUUUCAACUGAAUCCUCAACAAGUCAUAGAGCAUGUUAGAGACAGGCCUUUCAAUGACAAGAGAUACUUUCUGGAUGAUCAAAAGCUCAAGAAGUUAGGGUGGGAGGAGAAAACUUCUUGGGAGGAAGGAAUUAAGAUGACCAUAGAUUGGUACCAAAAAAACCCCGAUUGGUGGGGUGAUGUGUCUGCUGCUUUGAACCCACAUCCGCGUUUCUCUGCAAUCAAUCUCUCUGAUGAACCAGCAUGGUCCUUCCAAUAUGGAUUUGCAAGACUGGCAAGGUCAUACACUGACAUUACUCGCAAUUCAGACGUGAAAUUCCUGAUAUAUGGCAAGACUGGUUGGAUAGGGGGUUUAUUAGGAAAGCUUUGUAAUGAAGAGAGAAUAGCUUGGGAAUAUGGAAGUGGAAGACUGGAAGAUAGAACAACACUUUUAGACGAUAUAAGAAGAGUAACGCCUACCCAUGUGCUAAGUGCAGCAGGAGUCACUGGCAGACCAAAUGUUGAUUGGUGUGAAUCACAUAAAGUUGAAACGAUAAGGACUAAUGUGGUGGGCACUAUAACUUUGGCUGAUGUUUGCAAGGAACAGGGUUUAUAUUUGAUGAACUUUGCAACUGGCUGCAUAUUUGAGUAUGAUGAGAAGCAUCCUCUAGGAUCAGGCAUUGGCUUCAAGGAGGAGGACAAGCCAAAUUUUACUGGUUCCUACUAUUCAAAAACCAAGGCUAUGGUAGAAGAUCUCCUAAAAAAUUAUGAGAAUGUGUGCACACUCAGAGUUAGAAUGCCAAUAUCAUCAGAUCUUAGCAACCCAAGAAACUUUAUCACAAAGAUUACUCGCUACAGGAAGGUGGUGAACAUACCAAAUAGUAUGACGGUGCUAGAUGAGCUUCUACCCAUAGCAAUUAGGAUGGCCCAGAAGAACUUACGAGGAAUAUGGAACUUCACCAACCCAGGAGUGAUAAGUCAUAAUCAAAUAUUAGAAUUGUACAGAGAUUACAUAGAUCCCCAGUUUAAAUGGGAAAAUUUUACUUUGGAGGAACAGGCAAAGGUGAUAGUUGCUCCCAGGAGUAACAACGAAAUGGACGCAUCAAAGCUCAAGCAGGAAUUCCCGGGUCUAUUGCCCAUCAAAGAUUCCAUUAUGAAGUAUGUUUUUGAGCCCAACAAGAAAACAUGA